Messenger RNA from Zootermopsis nevadensis, 1511 nucleotides. It is a transcript of the gene bys, whose product is annotated as Bystin. Lineage: Eukaryota; Metazoa; Arthropoda; Insecta; Blattodea; Termopsidae. Gene Ontology annotation, molecular function: snoRNA binding. The record is from RefSeq and is a predicted model, not a curated record. Gene Ontology annotation, cellular component: nucleolus; cytoplasm; preribosome, small subunit precursor. Gene Ontology annotation, biological process: rRNA processing.
CAAGUUGGUGACUUAUGCACAUGGGUGCUAAAAAUGUUGUAAUACACAGUGAAUAUGGGGAAGGCAAGAAAAUUAAAAGUAAACAGACGUGGACCGAAAGUGCCAUUGGAUAAGCAGAUUGAAGAUGAUCAGUUCGCCAAAGCUUCUAGUCGCGUUAAACUUAGGGCGCGGAAAGACGAGGACGAAGAGUUUGUGGAUGCUCAUUUGUCUAAGCGGAUCCUGCAUGAAGCUCGCCGACAACAACAGGAGAUUGAGGAUAAUACUGGAGUCUCACCCUGCACAUCAAAAAUAAAAGUUACUAAGCUUGGAGAUGCAUCUGAUGAUUCUGGUGAUGAUGCAGAACUUCAAGAUGACAUGGAUGGAGGCUGCUAUGAAAACAUUGAAGUGCAUGAGGAUGAUGAGAGGGCAUUGGAGAUGUUUAUGAAUCAUAACCCAGCUCCACGGCGAACCCUUGCUGAUAUUAUCCUUGAAAAGAUCACUGAAAAACAGACAGAACUGCAGACUCAAUUCUCAGAUGCUGGAAGUCUGCAGAUUCAAGAUUUAGAUCCAAGGGUUAAACAGAUGUAUGAGGGAGUUCGGGAUGUUCUGUCCAAAUACCGAAGCGGCAAGCUUCCAAAAGCCUUCAAAAUUAUUCCAAACCUUCGUAACUGGGAACAAAUUCUCUAUGUAACAGAUCCAACUUGCUGGAGUGCAGCUGCCAUGUAUCAGGCAACUCGGAUAUUCACAUCAAAUCUUAAGGAGAGAAUGGCUCAACGAUUCUUCAACUUAGUUCUUCUUCCACGAGUAAGAGACGAUAUUGCAGAGUACAAACGACUCAACUUCCACUUGUAUCAAGCAUUAAGGAAAGCUCUCUUCAAACCUGGAGCAUUUAUGAAAGGUUUUCUGCUACCAUUAUGUGAGAGUGGAACCUGCACGUUACGGGAAGCUAUCAUUAUUGGUUCUGUUAUCGCUCGGAAUUCUAUUCCAUUACUUCAUUCAUCAGCAGCCAUAUUGAAAAUUGCUGAGAUGGACUACACAGGUGCUAACUCUAUAUUCUUACGCAUCUUCUUUGACAAGAAAUAUGCUCUGCCAUAUAGAGUUGUGGAUGCUGCUGUAUUUCAUUUCCUGAGGUUUCAGCGUGAUAGUCGUGAAUUGCCUGUUCUCUGGCAUCAGAGUUUACUGGCAUUUGUGCAGCAUUACAAAGGUGAUGUUAGCUCAGAACAACGAGAAGCCUUGUUAGAGCUUAUGAAACAUCAGUCACAUCCUGCUAUUACUUCAGAAAUUAGAAGAGAACUACAGCAUGCUAAAUGCAGAGAUGUGGAACCUAUGGCUCACUGAGGAAUACGAGCUAGUUGAAUGGUAGCUGGGAGUGGACCUCUCACGUCUACAUUAGCAUGCCCAAUCUUCUGGACAGUGUACUGGAUCUGCUAUGUAAGAAUAUUCUUUAUUGCUAAUGCACUAAAUACCUUAUAUUUGAAGUCUUUGGAGUGUCACAAAUGACACACUUGAAAUAAAAUAUUAGAUUCUGAAUC